Messenger RNA from Rattus norvegicus (Norway rat), 1788 nucleotides. RefSeq names its product F-box protein 6 (gene Fbxo6). Gene Ontology annotation, cellular component: endoplasmic reticulum quality control compartment; cytoplasm; SCF ubiquitin ligase complex. Gene Ontology annotation, molecular function: ubiquitin protein ligase activity; carbohydrate binding. Gene Ontology annotation, biological process: ERAD pathway; SCF-dependent proteasomal ubiquitin-dependent protein catabolic process; ubiquitin-dependent protein catabolic process. The record is from RefSeq and is a predicted model, not a curated record. NCBI's taxonomy places the organism in Eukaryota, Metazoa, Chordata, Mammalia, Rodentia, Muridae.
GCAGGACGGGGCGGGGCGAGGCGACAGAGGAUCGCGUAGCCAAGGUCCAGGCCCAAGGCCGAGGAUAGCCGAGGCCACCGGGUGCCCAGGUCGCGGCCGCUGGGGUAGCGGGGACCGCGGUGGCUGGCGGGGCCGGGAGCCGGGCGCAGGUCACGCGCUCGUGGGGAGACUCGGGCGGGGCGCGGCUGGUGCUCUCGAGUCCGGUGCCGGGACGCGGGGUCGCCGGGCCUGCUGUAGGUACGCGAGGGCCCCGGACGGUGGCGACACCGGCUUCUCCUUGAGGCACAGGGCUUCAAGCGUUAGGGUAGGUCGUUCGCUCGUGACCCGGCCGCACCCUGGUGUGGAUUUUCCCAGUAAGGCACAGCAGGGCCACUGUAGUCUCUCUUGCAAGGUGGCUUGGUUGUGGGGGAGAGUGUCACUGGAGUGGAAUGCCAUCAGGGCCACCGCAGGGAGAGACCCCCCCACUCGGGGCCCAGUGACUCAUUGGUGUAGGAAGCUUUCACGAGUUGCUGACAUCUUUUCAAUGCGCAUAGUUUGAGGGGGAGGUGUUCCUGCUUUCCUUCCUCCCCUUGUCUGGAAGUACGCAGCGCCCGCGAAGCAGCAUCGUUCCCAACCCUAUUUACUUUUACUUUUUAUUUUGAGACAGGGGCUAAAUUGAUUAGGCUGGGCCAAAAAUUUCAAACUUUCCACCGAUUAUCUGGGACUGUUUUUUUUUUUUUAAUUUAUUAUCAUUUUAUAUUUCGACACAAGACGUUUUUAAAACAAAAAACAAAAAACAAAACGGCCCUGGAACAUAGCUCCACUGCCAUCAUGGUCAACAUCAACGAGCUGCCGGAGAACAUUCUACUGGAACUGUUCACCCACGUCCCGGCCCCACAGCUGCUGCGCAACUGCCGCCUGGUCUGCAGCCUCUGGCGAGACCUCAUCGAUGUGAUGACCCUCUGGAAGCGCAAGAGCCUUCGAGAGGGCUUUGUCACCAAAGACCGGGACGAGCCUGUGGAUGACUGGAAGAUCUUCUAUAUCCUGUGCAGUCUGCAAAGGAACCUCCUUCGGAACCCGUGUGCCGAAGAGAACCUGAGAUCAUGGCGGAUAGACUCCAAUGGGGGAGAUGAGUGGAAGGUGGAGAGCCUCCCUGGGGACCACGGCACAAGCUUUCCUGACACCAAGGUCAAGAAGUAUUUUGUCACCUCUUAUGGGAUGUGCCUCAAGUCCCAGAUGGUGGACCUCAAAGCCGAGGGCUACUCUGAAAAGCUGCUGGACACCGUUCGGCCGGACAUUGUGGUUAAAGACUGGUUUGCCCCACGAGCAGACUGCGGCUGUACCUAUCACCUCCGGGUACAGCUGGCCUCUGCCGACUACAUUGUCCUAGCCUCCUUUGAGCCUCCGCCUGUGACCAUCGAACAGUGGAAUGACGCCAGCUGGCAAGAGAUCUCCCACACCUUCUCCAAUUACCCUCCUGGCGUCCGUCACAUCCUUUUUCAACAUGGGGGCAAGGACACACAGUUCUGGAAAGGCUGGUAUGGUCCCCGUGUCACCAACAGCAGCAUCAUCGUCAGCCACAGGACAGCCAAGAACCCCGCCCCUGCCAGAACUCUACCGGAGGAAGACACUAGUAAUAGGAGGAAGAUACUCAGCUUUGGCUCCUGGGAAGACCUAAGCCCUUAGCGGGCAGUCAGGUCCCCAGUCCCACGAGUAGGUCCCCUGCCCUAUACAACUUUGGUCAAGCCCAAAUCAACUCGGUCACACAGCGCUGACAUUUUGUUGUAAUAAAUGUUUUCAGUAAAUCCA